This is a messenger RNA of Tachysurus vachellii, 843 nucleotides long. RefSeq names its product ankyrin repeat domain 31 (gene ankrd31). The coding region runs from base 178 to 843 and encodes 221 amino acids. The record is from RefSeq and is a predicted model, not a curated record. Gene Ontology annotation, cellular component: nucleoplasm. Gene Ontology annotation, molecular function: protein binding. Lineage: Eukaryota; Metazoa; Chordata; Actinopteri; Siluriformes; Bagridae. The transcript has 6 exons.
GAGAUUGAAAAGAAUGCUGUCUUAUCUCAUCUGUCCACAAGAGGUCAGCACAGACCAGUAGCAGGCAUUUGUGGUAGAGCAAUUAAAAAAACAACAAGUAGCAAAAGAAAAACCUUAAGCUUUUGGAGCAUCCAUAAACGAAACAAAUUUGGAGAGACACACCUCCAUCUUGCUGUGAUGAAAGGAGAUCUUCAGUCUGUGAAGGACAUAAUUGAAGUUGGUGCCUCUGUCAAUCUGGCAGAUAAUGCAGGAUGGACGCCACUUCAUGAAGCAGUAUUGGGCCAUAAUUACAAGGUUGCAGAAACCCUUAUUAAAGCUGGAGCUCUAGUCAAUUCUGUAGGCUUUGAAGGAAUCACUCCUUUACAGGAUGCAGUACACCUUGGUGACUUUAAGCUUGUUCAUCUGCUGUUAAAGUGGGGAGCUGAUCCGUUAUUGAAGAAUCAGAAGGGAGACAAUGCCUUUGACCUCAGUCAAGACAGCGAUAUAGAGAAACUGCUGAGGCAAUAUGCUGCUAAGGCUUGUAGAAGAACAAGACAAAAAGAACAGAAGAGCAGUGAAGCUGAAGUUAGUUCAGCUAUUUGUCCAGACACAGAGGAUACCACAAAAGUACAUGACACAAGUCAUGAAGUAACAUCAUCAGCCCAAAUGUUGCCCCAACUAAGAGACCCAACAAAAGUCUCUUUAGCUGUUCAAGAGCAAGAGCCUCUAGGAUAUGACACCAAAUCUUGCCCAGACAGUGAACCCGGCAGUGAUAUCACUGUGGAUUACACCAAGACUCCACCAUCACCUGAAAACUGGGCUUUAAAUGCUACUCAGGAUUACUGUGGAGUCACAGACCGUUAG